GUGGCUGUGUGUUAGGGGCGUGGCUGGUGACGGUGCUCUAUGACAGCGAUGUUUUGCUAGUUUAGUUUGUUGUGGCUAAUGUGUUUCUCCUGACACAUUAAACUGCUGUACACACAGUCUGAUUAUUAAUAGAACCAGAUGUAGACAUUGGUGUGUACCGUAGGUCAUUAUUUAUCAACUUUUAAUUCACCGUUACUAGUUUUUUGUUGUUCCUCAGCAUAGUAGCAACCCAAGGCUAGCUAGCCUGCUAAUGCUAGCCACGCGGCUAAAGACAAUUUUUCGCGUCGCAAGUAGCUAAGCAUUAGCCGGAGGAACACACUCCUCUAACGUCAACAAAGCGGACUUCGGUUUUGUCUACACAGAUGAGUGGCCCUGAGAAGUGAUUCGGACGGAUCAGUUGGGAACAAUGUCCUGUAAAUCGACUAAGGUCGCCCCGAGUGUUGAUUUCGACCACAGUUGUUCCGACAGUGUCGAAUACUUGACGCUCAAUUUCGGCCCGUUUGAGACUGUCCAUCGCUGGAGAAGACUCCCUCCUUGUGAUGAAUUUGUUGGUGCAAGGCGCAGUAAGCACACUGUUGUGGCCUAUAGAGAUGCCAUAUACGUGUUUGGGGGAGACAAUGGGAAGAACAUGUUGAAUGACUUGCUCCGCUUUGAUGUGAAGGACUGUUCGUGGUGCAGAGCUUUCACUACUGGAACGCCACCUGCUCCCAGAUAUCAUCAUUCAGCUGUGGUGUAUGGUAGCAGCAUGUUUGUUUUUGGUGGCUACACCGGAGACAUCUACUCGAACUCAAACCUGAAAAACAAAAAUGACCUCUUUGAGUACAAGUUUGCCACUGGGCAGUGGACUGAGUGGAAAGUGGAGGGGAGUUUACCAGUGGCUAGAUCUGCACAUGGAGCCACAGUGUACAAUGAUAAAUUGUGGAUUUUUGCUGGUUAUGACGGAAAUGCAAGGCUAAAUGACAUGUGGACCAUUAGUCUCCAAGAUCGAGAACAUGCAUGUUGGGAGGAGAUUGAUCAGAGUGGAGAAAUUCCUCCAUCUUGCUGCAAUUUCCCUGUAGCUGUAUGCAGGGAUAAGAUGUUUGUAUUUUCUGGUCAGAGUGGAGCUAAGAUCACAAAUAACCUCUUCCAGUUUGAGUUCAAGGGCCACAUGUGGACUCGUAUUCCCACUGAACAUUUACUGAGGGGUUCCCCUCCACCUCCUCAGAGACGUUAUGGUCACACAAUGGUUGCUUUCGACCGCCACCUGUAUGUAUUUGGAGGUGCUGCUGACAACACUUUGCCCAACGAGCUGCACUGCUACGAUGUGGACUCUCAGACCUGGGAAGUGAUCCAACCUAGUCUGGACAGUGAGAUGCCCAGUGGGAGACUCUUUCAUGCUGCUGCUGUGAUUCAAGAUGCCAUGUACAUUUUUGGUGGGACUGUGGACAACAAUGUGCGCAGUGGGGAGAUGUACAGGUUUCAGUUCUCAUGCUAUCCGAAGUGUACUUUACAUGAAGACUACGGAAAGCUGUGGGAAAACCGUCAGUUCUGUGACGUGGAGUUCAUUCUGGGCGAGAGGGAGGAAAGAGUAUUGGGGCACAUUGCCAUAGUUACCGCAAGAUGUCAAUGGUUGCGGAAGAAAAUCCUGCAGGCACGGGAUCGGCAGAGACAGAAGAGCAAACAGGAGAGCAGUGAAGAGAGUGACGAAGGAGCAGCUGGAGGCCCAAAGGACAUCCCAACAGGAAACAGGCCAUCGGGCUCACAGCCGCUGCUAGAGGUAUCCAUCAGGGAAGCAGAGGCCCAGCCGUUUGAAGUAUUAAUGCAAUUCCUUUACACAGACAAGAUCCAGUAUCCACGUAGAGGUCACGUCCAGGAUGUUCUGCUGAUCAUGGACGUUUAUAAAUUGGCCCUGAGCUUUAAGCUCUCCCGCCUGGAGCAGCUGUGUGUGCAGUACAUUGAGGCAUCUGUGGAUCUGCAGAAUGUCCUCAGCGUUUGUGAAAAUGCCAACAAGCUACAACUGGAUCAGCUCAAGGAACACUGCCUUAAUUUUGUGGUGAAGGAAUCGCACUUCAACCAGGUGAUUAUGACGAAGGAGUUUGAACGCCUGUCGACCCCGCUGAUAGUGGAGAUAGUGCGGCGAAAGCAGCAGCCUCCGCCCCGGGUGUACUCGGACCAGCCUGUGGACAUCGGCACCUCGCUGGUGCAGGACAUGAAGGCUUACCUGGAGGGAGGCGGGCUGGAGUUCUGUGACAUUAUCCUGUUGCUGGACGGACACCCGCGACCCGCGCACAAGGCCAUUCUGGCUGCCCGAUCCAGUUACUUUGAAGCAAUGUUCCGCUCUUUCAUGCCAGAAGAUGGUCAAGUUAAUAUCUCCAUUGGGGAGAUGGUUCCAAGUAAACAGGCUUUUGAGUCCAUGCUGCGUUAUAUCUACUAUGGCGACGUCAACAUGCCUCCAGAGGAUUCCCUCUAUCUGUUUGCUGCACCAUAUUACUACGGGUUCUCCAAUAACCGGCUGCAAGCCUACUGCAAGCAGAAUCUGGAGAUGAACGUCACUGUGGAGAAUGUCUUGCAGAUUCUGGAGGCAGCUGACAAGACGCAGGCUCUGGACAUGAAGAAGCACUGCCUGCACAUUAUUGUCCACCAGUUCAUCAAGGUAUCCAAGCUCCCUAACCUGCGGUCUCUCAGCCAGCUGCUGCUGUUGGACAUCAUUGAGUCUCUAGCUACACACAUAUCAGACAAACAGUGUGCUGAGAUGGGCUCCGACAUUUAGGAUGACGCCUCCAGCCAGGUUGCUCUCUCCUCUCACACAAGCCAUAAAGCUCCAUCUACUUCUAGUCAUUCCCUCCUCCCCAACACUCAGACCUUUCCUUUAUCUUGGACCAUGCAAGUCUUGAGGCCCAUGCAUUUAAUGCAUUUUAUCAAUGCAGUAUCAUGUGUGUUUUUCACUCCGUAUCUCAGUGAGGAGGGAAAUCAGUAAAGAAAUACUUUUAUAGCUCAUUUACAACAUGAAAUAGUUAAAAUGUUUCACUUGUUUAUUUUAUACAAACCGAACAAACCUUUAAAGAUUUUAUUUUGCUCUGUGUUGCUGCUGCAUCUUCUUUACACGCAGUAGACUGUAUUAGUUAUGUGUCCCCUCACAUCUUCUAUUCAACCUGUCGACUAUUUAUCUAAACUUGAAUUCAUUAUCACCUUGGUCUUCUCAGCUCUUUCACAUUCAUUAAGCCUGGAUUACAUGUACAUGUAAGGAUAAUGGAAAUCUACGUCUGUAUUAAAGCCAUAAGGUUUGUUUACUGUU
This is a messenger RNA of Betta splendens (Siamese fighting fish), 3274 nucleotides long. It is a transcript of the gene lztr1, whose product is annotated as leucine zipper like post translational regulator 1. Gene Ontology annotation, molecular function: protein binding. Lineage: Eukaryota; Metazoa; Chordata; Actinopteri; Anabantiformes; Osphronemidae. The record is from RefSeq and is a predicted model, not a curated record. Gene Ontology annotation, cellular component: Golgi apparatus. The transcript is spliced from 20 exons. The coding region runs from base 407 to 2749 and encodes 780 amino acids.